Penicillium hordei is the source of this 2559-nucleotide messenger RNA. Its product is annotated as putative citrate synthase. Gene Ontology annotation, molecular function: transmembrane transporter activity. The record is from RefSeq and is a predicted model, not a curated record. Gene Ontology annotation, biological process: transmembrane transport; tricarboxylic acid cycle; carbohydrate metabolic process. The coding region runs from base 1 to 2559 and encodes 852 amino acids. The transcript has 10 exons. Gene Ontology annotation, cellular component: mitochondrial matrix. NCBI's taxonomy places the organism in Eukaryota, Fungi, Ascomycota, Eurotiomycetes, Eurotiales, Aspergillaceae.
AUGUCGACUGGCACUCUAUUCAUUCGCGACUCGCGCACUGAUGCUAACUAUGAAAUCCCCAUUAAUGGAAAUGCAGUACGGGCGACCGACCUUCAACGUAUCCGGGCGCCUUCGCUCAACAGCAAUCGCGCGGAUCAAGUUGCCCAUGGAUUGCGAGUCUAUGACCCUGGAUUGCAGAACACGGCCGUGACAGUAUCAGCUAUCAGUUUCUCUGAUCAUGAGCACAGUCUACUCCUAUAUCGAGGGUAUACCCUGGAGCAACUCUGGGGAUGCGAGUUUGAAGAAAUGUUUCAUCUGCUGCUAUGGGGGACAUAUCCUACAGCAAGUCAACGCGAAGAGCUACGACAGCAGCUGGCACAAUAUGCGCAAGAAGUCCCUGAUAUUGUGCGCCAGACCAUCUUUAAUCUCCCAAAAGAUACCAGCCCACUGCCGCUGAUUGUAGCUGGCCUUUCAGCCUAUCUGGCCUGUAUGCCCGAUGUGAUCCCAGCAACAACAAAUGCGACGGUUUACCAAACAGACAUCAAACGGGCGGACCAAAUCAUUCUACAAACUGUCGCCGCUUACGCGGUUGUCUUCGGAGCAGUGCGAUCUCACCGACUAGGGAUUCCCUGGCAGUCUCCGUCUCUCCAUCAGACCUACUACGAGAAUCUAUUCACGAUGGCCGGUCUCGUAGACCCAGACACAAGCCGCCCAGAUCCUACACGCAUAUCCUGCUUUCGUCGAUUUGGCAACCUCAACGCCGAGCACGGCAUGGCGUUAACAGUAUUCUCAACCCUAGUGACCGCCUCAUCCCUGACUGAUCCGGUGUCUUGUCUGAUAUCUGCCGUGGCUGCCGCCCACGGACCCUUACACUUCGGCGCAACAGAGUCCGCCCAAAGCGCUCUCCACCAUAUAGGAGACCUAAAGAAUGUCCCAGCCUUUAUUGAAGAAAUCAAAUCUGGGAAGCGAAAAUUAUUCGGCUAUGGCCAUCGCACGUAUAAGGGAAUGGACCCCCGUGUGCGUCCCAUCCAAAGUAUCCUGAAGGAUUUGGCAGAUGUUCACCAACCGCUAUUGAAAGUCGCUGAAACAAUCGAAGGGGUUGCUGCCAAGGACGAGUACUUCAAUGCACGCGGCUUGUAUCCCAAUGGGGACUUUUAUGGUAAUUUCGUGUUUACAGGAAUUGGCUUUGAGCCUAAUAUGAUUCCCGCGGCUAUGCUUGCUCAUCGCAUUAUGGGCAUCAUGGCGCAUUGGAGAGAGUACAUGGUGAAUCGGGAUAUCGAUCAAGUGCAGCGGCAGCAUGACGAGGUAAAUGAAGAAAUGCCUUUGCUACAUCCUCCUACCAUCGAGCCAUAUUCCGUCUUCACAUCCACACAGAAACGCCUCAUUAUUCUGACAGCGGCACUGGCUUCGAGCUUUUCGCCUCUGUCUGCUAAUAUCUAUUACCCGGCAUUGAAUUCCAUUGCAAAGGACUUGCGAGUCAGUCCAUCCAAAAUUAAUCUGACGAUCACGACAUACAUGGGUCAUUGGCAGACCAAGCAGGUCGUCGACCCUCCACUCCUAGCUCUUCGUGCAGUUCAGAGCUGUGGCAGUAGUGGCACUGUGGCCCUUGCAUUCGCCGUGACAGCGGACGUUAUCACAUCUGCCGAGCGAGGUAUGUACAUGGGCUUUACAUCUCUGGGAAACAUUCUUGCUCCAUCCAUUGGGCCUAUCCUUGGGGGUAUUAUGACCGGUGGUUUUCUCGUGCCUCUAUUGCUCUUCUUCCCCGAAACAUGCCGUGGGAUUGUGGGAAAUGGCUCUAUUCCCGCAGUUGGUUCGAAUCGAGCCAUUUGGAGUUACUUCCAGGUCAGAGCCGCAGUGAACCCGCCUGCAUCCACUGUACCGAGGAGGCGCGUGAAUAUUCCCAACCCCUGGUCAACCUUGCGCCUGCUUUCCCACCGACCCGUGGGACUAGUCCUUUUGGCAAACGGAGUUGUAUUCAGCAGCUACUACGCCGUCACAGCUGGAAUCCCCGCACUCUUCCACCAAAUCUAUAAUCUGGAUGACUUGGAUAUUGGAUUCUGCUUCAUUCCUGCAGGACUGGGGUCAUUGCUCAGUGCAACUGCCAACGGAGUAUUAGUUGACUGGAAUUACCGACGGACUCGACGCAACGCCGGUCAGACGGUACACAACAACCAAAAGCAGGACAUCAUUGGCUUUCCCAUCGAACAAGCGAGGUUGCAGAUUGGCCUGCCCAUGGCACCCCCACUCUUGAUUACGCUUAUUGUGGUUUUUAUAAUCUGCUUCUGUAUCACAGCGGCAUAUAAUGUGAUGAAUAUCCUGAUCGUUGACUUGUACUACGAGACGCCCGCUACUGCUAUAGCCGCUAACAACCUCGUCCGCUGUUUCUUGGGCGCUGGCGCUGCAGCAUUGGUCAACCCUAUGAUCAAGCGGGUUGGUGUACAAUGGACAUAUUGCUUUGUAUCGGGGGGGAUUGUUUUAGUUACCCCGAUUCUAAGCAUUGUUUACCUUCGGGGCUGGGAAUGGCGCAAGAAACAAGCCGAAACUGAUGCACAACUGCGGACUGUACACGAGAGACAAUAG